Messenger RNA from Exophiala aquamarina CBS 119918, 1068 nucleotides. RefSeq lists its product as uncharacterized. The transcript has a single exon. Gene Ontology annotation, molecular function: oxidoreductase activity, acting on the CH-CH group of donors, NAD or NADP as acceptor. The record is from RefSeq and is a predicted model, not a curated record. Bases 1 to 1068 code for a protein of 355 amino acids. NCBI's taxonomy places the organism in Eukaryota, Fungi, Ascomycota, Eurotiomycetes, Chaetothyriales, Herpotrichiellaceae.
AUGCCUACCAAAAAUCAAGCCCUGGUCUUCAGCAAGAUCCCCAAGGAUUUCCCCGUGCCUGGUGAGCAUCUGACGAUCAAAGACGUCGGGUUCGAUCUCGACCAAGAGUUACCGCCGCACAGUCUAAUCCUGGAGACUCAAUAUGUCUCCUUUGACCCAUACUUACGAGGCCUGUUGCGCGACCCCAGUGUCCAAUCCUACUCGCCAGCAUUCCCGCUUGGCUCGGUCAUUGUGGCCGCCUCGCUGGCCAAAGUCCUCAAGUCGAGCCUCGACGGCUACAAAGAAGGCGACAUCGUCCGCCACGGCCUUCCGGUCCAGGAGUACAAUCUCUUCACGCGAACAAAUGACUCAAAUCCCACGCCCACCAAAAUCGACCUGACCACCGCCCCAGAUGACAUCCGCCAUUUCCUAGGCGCACUGGGCAUGCCAGGCCUGACAGCAUACUCUUCGCUCUACGAAAUUGGCAAGCCGAAGAAAGGAGAAAUCAUCUUCGUAAGCAGCGCCGCCGGCGCUGUCGGCCAACUAGUCGGCCAAUUGGCUAAGCAUGAAGGCCUCACCGUUCUCGGCAGCGUCGGCUCCGACGAGAAGCUCGACUUCAUCAUCAGCGAGCUCGGCUUCGACGGCGGCUGGAACUACAAGACCGAAAAGGGCUCGACCAAGGAAAUCCUCGACCGCCUAACCAACGGUAAUGGCAUCGACAUCUUCUACGACAAUGUAGGCGGCGAGCAGCUCCAGGGCGCCCUUGAUAGCUUGAAUGUGUUUGGCCGCAUCGUCGCUUGCGGCCAGAUAUCCCAGUAUAAUCUGCCACCUGAGAAGCGGUAUCCAAUCACCAACACCUUCUUGACUGUCGUCCGCCGGCUCACCUGGACCGGGUUUCUGGUCGGCGAUGCGAACAUGGGCCCUGCAUAUGCUAAGGCGCAUCUAGAGAACGUCUCCAGGUGGUUGAAGGACGGUACAUUCAAGGCAAAAAUUCACGAGACCGUCGGGAUCGAAAAUGCCGCCGAGGCAUUUGUCGGAAUGCUCAAGGGUGAUAAUUUCGGGAAGGCUGUACUGAAGGUCAAGGCUUGA